Messenger RNA from Penicillium argentinense, 2715 nucleotides. Its product is annotated as snoRNA-binding rRNA-processing protein NOP14. Gene Ontology annotation, biological process: maturation of SSU-rRNA. The transcript has 2 exons. Gene Ontology annotation, cellular component: nucleolus; small-subunit processome; Noc4p-Nop14p complex. The coding region runs from base 1 to 2715 and encodes 904 amino acids. The record is from RefSeq and is a predicted model, not a curated record. NCBI's taxonomy places the organism in Eukaryota, Fungi, Ascomycota, Eurotiomycetes, Eurotiales, Aspergillaceae.
AUGCCUCCCUCGCAGCUGAAGCAGCUGAAGGCUUCUCUUCGGGACAGCGGGGUGAUUGGCCCCCAGCAGUCUAAGAAGCAAAAACGCCAAAAUGCGAGGACCGGCGUCGCAGCGCAGAAUCGGAACCAGCGCAAUGAGGCUCUGCAAGCCAUUCGAGAUCGGUUCAACCCUUUCGAGAUUAAGGCUCCUAAAAACAGGAGUAAAUUCGACGCGACGACCCGCGAUGGCAGUUCGACGACUGCGGGAGGCUCCCGCCCUGGCGUCACGAAGUCCUUGGGCGAGGAAAGGCGUCGCGCCACACUACUGAAAGAAAUGAAUAGCCGACACAAAGUUGGUGGAAUACUGGAUCGCCGCUUCGGUGAAAACGACCCCACGAUGACUCUCGAGGAACGAGCCGCCGAGCGAUACGCCCGAGAGAGCCAGAAGAAAUUGCGGAAGGAAUCAAUGUUCAAUCUCGAGGAUGAUGAGGAUGAUGAUUUUCACUUUACCCACAUGGGUCAACCUUUGACACUUGAUGGAGCAAACGUUGACGAUUUCGAUGCCGACGGUCUGGAUGGCCAGGGAUCCGACGACGAAGGCCUCAGGAAACGGAAACGCGUUGUUGAGGAUGACGGCGAAAACGAAGAUUUCAUCGACUACGAAGAAGAAGGCGAAGCUCAGCCCGAAAAAAAGAAAUCCAAGGCUGAGGUCAUGAAGGAGGUCAUUGCCAAAUCGAAGUUCCACAAGCACGAGCGACAAAAGGCCAAGGAAGAUGAUGACGAUCUACGAGAUGAGCUAGAUCAGGAACUUCCUGAUCUAUUUGAAGCCCUCCGUGGCAUGAAGGCCCCGCCUAAGAAGGAACCUGCCAAACAGGACCUAUCAGGCGUGAACCCAGAGCGUGCUUUGUUGAUGCAAGAGCCGGAGAAGAACACUGAGAGGGAAUACGACCAACGACUAAAGCAAUUGACUUUCGAUAAGCGGUCCGCGCCGACGGAUCGUACGAAAACUGCGGAAGAAAAGGCCGAGGAAGAGGCCGAACGAUUGAAGAAAAUGGAGGAGAACCGACUCAAGCGCAUGCGUGGCGAGAAGGUCAGCGACGAUGAGGAAGAAGAAGAGGAUGACAAAGACUCCUUUUUUGCGGGUGAUGAGUCGGAAGAGGAAGAUGACGCAGUGGCUUUUGGACUUCCUACUACAUACCAGCCGCGCGCUGAUAUGGGUGUCGAGGAUGAGGACGACUUUGUCAUUGACGAUGACCUUGUGGAGACAAGAUCAAAUGUCAGUCUAUCCUUGGAUGGAAGUGAUAUGGAAGAGGAGGAACUCUCGGAUGAGGAUGAUGAGCCAGAUGUGCCAGAGCAGGAGGACGAGCUCAUUAACGGAAUGACUCUACCCACAUCAACUACAUCAACAGCCGUUGGCAUCAGUGAAUCUGCUACUGGCAAGUUGGCAUUUACUUAUCCCUGCCCGAGUGACCACGAGGGCUUCCUGGAGAUCAUCAAAGAUGUGGCUACAGAGGAUGUUCCGACCGUUGUUCAGCGCAUUCGCGCACUGCACCACCCUCGUAUCAAGCCUGGCAAUAAGGAUAAACUCGGAAAGUUUUCUGAGAUUCUGGUUGAGCACGUUGCUUAUAUGGCCGACGAGACUGAGCAGCCUUCAUUUGCUGUUAUCGAAAACCUGCUGCGUCACAUCCACUCUUUGGCAAAGAGCCAUGCUAUUCAUGUCGCUACGGCUUUCCGUGCCCGUUUUCGUGAAAUCUCGAACGACCGUCCGCUCAGCCUGCUCCCCGGUGACCUCGUUAUUCUCACGGGUGUCUCGACUGUCUUCCCUACAUCUGAUCACUUCCACGCCGUCUCCACCCCGGCGCACCUCUGCAUUGCACGAUACUUGGGCCAGUGCAACGUCACUUCCCUGUCGGAUCUGGCAACCGGCACCUUCGCCGCCAGUCUCCUCGUUCAGUACCAGUCCGUGUCGGAGAGGUACAUGCCCGAGUUCAUCAACUACGUGUUGAAUGCUCUCUGCAACCUGGCACCCGCCGAACCUGCCAAGGAGAUCGGACUUUUCCCUUCCCGCAAGACCGAGAAGUCUUUCCGACUGGCUUCGUCUAAGAAAAUCACCCCUCGCAAGCUGCAGUUCAAGGACGUGAUCAGCUCUCCGGCCAACCCUGAGGCCGAGGAAGAGCUCAAGUUGUCCCUUGUGAACACUCUUGUCUCCCUCCUUGGCUCCUCCUCGGACCUCUGGUCUGAAAAGUCCGCCUUCAUCGAAAUCUUCGCUCCCGCCCGCGAGGUGCUGCAGCAUCUCCGCCAAUCCUUCAAGAACAAGGCCUUUGUUGCAGCCCGCGAUACCGUCCAGUCAACCCUGGACAAGAUUAACACCGGCCUGGCUCAAUCCCACCUCUCCCGUCGCCCUCUGCUCCUCCACAACCACCGCCCGCUGGCUAUCAAAUCCGCCAUCCCCAAGUUCGAGGAGAACUUCAACCCGGACAAGCACUACGAUCCGGACCGCGAGCGUGCCGAGGUCAACCGCCUCAAGAAGGAGUUCAAGCGUGAGAAGAAGGGAGCCAUGCGCGAGCUGCGCAAGGACGCCAGCUUCAUUGCGCGCGAGAAAUUGCGCGAGAAGAAGGAGCUCGAUGCCGAGUACGAGAAAAAGUACCGGAAGCUUAUUGCGGAGAUUCAGAGCGAGGAGGGUCGUGCCGCCAACGAUUACGAGAGAGAGAAGAGGGCUCGACAGGGCAAGCGCUAA